Nezara viridula (southern green stink bug) is the source of this 1577-nucleotide messenger RNA. The record is from the annotation of a GenBank genome assembly. Lineage: Eukaryota; Metazoa; Arthropoda; Insecta; Hemiptera; Pentatomidae.
CAUUGAUUUAAAUACCAUCUAUUAUAUAACAAUGAAAAUUUAAUCAUAAAAAAAAAAACGGAUGGAAUAUCUAUUGAUUUUUUUUUCUCUACAUAGGUCUAGGUAAUUAAAGACAAUUAAGAUUGGUAAUUAUUCUUCUUUUCCUGAUUGAUUUUUUUUCCAUAACUUGUGCUUGCGAUCUGAUAAGUACCAAUGAUCUCAGGCCAAGACCCCUUAGGGUCAUAUACUUGUUAAAAUACAAGUUGACAGUAUCGAUCUUCAUGGAGUAAAAGAAAUUAAGUUGAAUUUAAUAUAAAUUGUAAAUAUUAAAAUAGGUAACUGAGGGAAUCAAAUGAAUGUGAUUUUAUCUGAUGAUUAUCUAUAUAUAAAUUAUUUUUCAGAAAUAUGGCGGAUGUAGCUCCAGCCGGUGGCCGAGGAGGCUUUAGGGGUGGUUUUGGUGGUCGUGGGGGUGGACGUGGAGGACCACGAGGACGGGGCCGUGGCCGUGGCAGAGGCAGAGGACGUGGAAAGGAAGGAGAAAAGGAAUGGGUUCCAGUUACAAAGCUAGGUCGUCUGGUCAGGGAUGGAAAAAUAAGAACUCUAGAAGAUAUAUAUCUGUUCUCUUUACCUAUCAAGGAGUUUGAAAUAAUUGACUUUUUUAUUGGACCUCUUUUAAAAGAUGAAGUGCUUAAGAUUAUGCCAGUUCAAAAACAGACUAGAGCUGGUCAGAGAACAAGGUUCAAGGCUUUUGUGGCUAUUGGCGACCACAAUGGACACAUUGGUCUGGGUGUGAAAUGUUCGAAGGAAGUAGCUACUGCUAUUCGUGGUGCUAUCAUCCUCGCUAAGCUCUCAGUCGUUCCAGUCAGACGUGGUUAUUGGGGUAACAAGAUUGGAAAGCCCCACACUGUACCUUGCAAGGUCACAGGAAAGUGUGGUAGUGUACAAGUGCGCCUUAUUCCAGCACCCAGAGGUACUGGUAUUGUUGGUGCCCCUGUACCCAAGAAACUUCUUCAGAUGGCAGGUAUUGAGGAUUGUUAUACUUCUGCCAGAGGAUCCACUGGAACACUAGGAAACUUUGCUAAAGCCACCUACGCAGCAAUCGCAAAAACCUACGCUUACUUAACACCAGAUUUGUGGCGUGAGGUGCCAUUGACUAAGGCGCCAUAUGUAGAGUUUGCGGACCACUUGGCGAAAAACCAUGCUCCGGUCAGAGCUCCAGUUGGAACUGACUAAGUGUUGUCUCCUAUUAUGUGAUCUUUCUCAGACAAAAUAAAUUGUCUAUUGGAGUUUUAUUAGUUCAUUUAUUUUUCAUCCCUUGAUUUACUUAUACCUACAAUAUUCAGUGCAUGUUUCUACAUUGAUAUUGAAAUAUACUUGACUACAAUAUUUUCCUCUUGUAAAGUUUUUAAUUUGUUUCGAGCUGCAAUAGACCAUAAUAGAAAAAAAAUUGUGUUUUAGAAAUUGAUCUACAUCAUUCGAAAUGUUUAAAAUCAUUACUGUCUGGGUUUGACAGUAAUAAUAAACCCGUUUGGGUAUAACGGGUUAAAUCGUAAUAAAUUAUUACAACUGAAAAUAAAACUUAAUGAACCUAAUGAAAC